Molecule: messenger RNA, 642 nt
Organism: Symbiodinium sp. CCMP2456
Lineage: Eukaryota; Dinophyceae; Suessiales; Symbiodiniaceae
Source: the annotation of a GenBank genome assembly
AUGCGUAAAGGGUGGGCCGCAGUUUCUGCGAGGCUUCUACGUCUCGUUCUGCAUGAUGACGGACCUGAGCCUCUUGGAGCGAAGCGCUUCCCGGUGAAUUUCUUCUCAGUGGAGCCACGGCCACUUCUCCACGACAGCCAGGAUGUUUCCGUUUCCGUGGCGACCGAAGAAGAUCGACGUGCCUGGCAGCGCAUGUACGUGGAGUACCGGGCGGCUCAGAUUCCGCCGGGAUCACUGCCCUACGAAUCUGACGAGGUUGCUGCUGAUGCAGUUUGGGGCAUGAGCUUGCGUGGGCAGCUUCCGGGGACUGCCGACAUCUUGGUAGCCCGUGGGCAAGACGGCACCGUUUUGGGGGCGGCGACAGUGGCUCGGCUACCAGCUGCAGACGGUGCAGGUGCCAGUGCGCCACGUGGCUACCUUGGUGACCUCUUCGUCUCCCCCACGGCCCACGGUAAAGGUGUCGGACGGGCCCUCAUGGCACAGGUCAUGGCAAGGUGCAAGGAUGCGGGUUUUUCGGAGCUGUGCUGGUACUGCCUCCAAAGCAACGUGAAAGCCAUGGCAUUCUACCGUAACCUUGGCUUCGUGCCGACGGCUGCUACUGUCUGGCAGUAUCCGGAGGAUGCGCCAAGUGCAUCCGGCUAA